Molecule: messenger RNA, 1638 nt
Organism: Lachnellula hyalina
Lineage: Eukaryota; Fungi; Ascomycota; Leotiomycetes; Helotiales; Lachnaceae
Product: Cytoplasmic 60S subunit biogenesis factor REI1-like protein
Exons: 3
Coding region: 1-1638 (545 amino acids)
Biological process (GO): ribosomal large subunit biogenesis
Cellular component (GO): preribosome, large subunit precursor
Molecular function (GO): nucleic acid binding; zinc ion binding
Source: RefSeq, a predicted model, not a curated record
AUGGCAUCAAUAACGGCUAACAGAGCCACUCCUACGGCUGCUUCAGCAGAUACCUCGUCGACCCAUCCAUAUACUUGCAACACUUGUCAAGUGGCGUUCAGGAAUAGCGAGCUCCAGAGAGGGCAUAUGCGCAGUGAUUGGCAUCGAUACAACCUGAAACGUCGUGUUACCUCCCUCCCACCCAUCACCUCGGAAACAUUCACGGAAAAGGUUCUUCAAGCCCAAGCCUCAAACACCGAAGCAGCGACCAAGGCGGCCUACGAGAAGACUUGCAAUGUCUGCGUACGGACCUACUUCAGCGAGAAUGCAUAUCGAAAUCAUUUGGGGAGCCAGAAGCACAAGGCGAAGCUUGUAGCGGUUGGAAACCGACCUGCGGAUGACGACACGAGUUCCGUCAUGAGCUCGACCUUUUCUUUGGGUGAACCGACGGCUGCUGUGGAUGAAGAAGUUGACUCCGAUGCCGAGGAGGAGUUCAGUGAGGUUGUUGAGGGUCUCAAAAAGACAAAUUUGAAGGAUGCUCCGUCUGGGUCCAAGAGACCUUCUCGACCACAUCAUUCAGCGCAAGAUGAUCAAGUAUCUGUGGUAACAGCAUCAUCUGUCACAGCGGCGGAUGAUGAGGUUCCCCGAGAGACAACUCUAAAGCGCUGCCUGUUCUGCAACUACGACUCUCCUUCUGUCUCUUUGAAUGCUGCGCACAUGGAACGUAUUCAUGGCAUGUUUAUUCCCGAGAAGGCUUACUUGGUAGAUCUUGAAGGAUUGAUCGGUUCAUUGUAUGAGAAAAUUAAUGAGUACCAGGAAUGUUUGUUUUGCGGAAAACUCAAGCCAACUGUGUUUGGUCUUCAAACUCACAUGCGGGAUAAAGGCCAUUGCACAAUUCCGUUUGCAACAGAGGAGGAUCAGCUUCAGAUUGGAGAGUUCUAUGACUUUAGAAGCACUUAUUCCGACGAGGAGGAUGAGUCCGAGUCCGAGGAUGCGCUGCCUGGCAAGAAACAAAGUGGCGGUGCCAAGUUGGGUGCGAGACGUGAGGCGAUGACUGACAAAGAUGGUGAUGAUGCCAUGGGUGAGGGUGACGGAUGGGAGACAGACAGCUCAGAGUCGUCUUUGGACUCGGCUGACCUCACAGCCGUGCCACUUGACCAACGUGAACACCAGUAUGAAAAGUUGGAUAAGCAUCCUCAUCAUACACACUCGGAUCCUCGACCUCAUCACAACAAGGAUGGCUGGCACUCUCAUGCACACAAGCAUGCCCAUGCCGUGUUCUAUUCAGAUUAUGAGCUACAUCUUCCUUCUGGAAGAACUGCAGGUCACCGAUCCCUGAACAAAUACUACCGACAGAAUCUGCACAAUCAUCCUUCGGCUGCAGAGCGACAGGAACAGCAAGCUAUCGAAGCCUCAGAAAUGGAUGAGGAUAUGGAAAUAGAGGAUGAGCCAGUUGCACGGCGAAACGACCGCGGCAGAGCUCUUACAAGCCGUGAUCACCUUGGAAUGGUGGGAGUUACUGCGGAGAAGAAGAAAGAGGUGCAGGCUGCGGAGAAGAGGUCAAGGAAGUUUGAGGAGCGUGCCAGAAGAAAGUACGAAUGGGGCGUGAACAAGCAAAACAACUCGCAGAAACAUUUCAGAGAUCCAUUGCUGCAGUGA